Didymodactylos carnosus is the source of this 884-nucleotide messenger RNA. Lineage: Eukaryota; Metazoa; Rotifera; Eurotatoria; Philodinida; Philodinidae. The record is from the annotation of a GenBank genome assembly.
AGCGCCAUUAAAAGUUUUGUCACCACACUUUGACACAGUCAACAUUUCCUGAAAGUUUAAUUCAGGUCAGACUUACCUGGACUGAUAGGUUUCUGACCCGGAGGUGGAUGGGGCUUAAUCCUUGACAGCUGUUCGAGGGUUCAGUCGGAUCCACUGUGCAGUUUUUUGUUUCUUACUCGGCAGUACUCAUCUCUUUCGAGCUGCUCUCUUUCCUAAUCGUCAAGCUUCUAUCCAUGCACACUACCUAUAUCAAGUCUCAUGAAUGAGUCUUACAAACAAAAACUAGCAUGUGGGUCCGCACGGACCCGAUAACAACCAUGAUGGUGUAAUUACGAUUUCCACCCGUGUUAGAGCCGCGCUGGCGGCGCGUUGGUAGAGCAAAUAUUUUUCUACAAAAUGAGACGUUCCGCAGCUAUGGGCGAAUCUUGAUAACCGAUGUAUACAAAUUUUCCCGGAUGCUCCAACAGCAGUUAUAAACUGAUGCAUGCCUAAUUAUAAUACCGUUUCCAAAAAUGUCUUUAUAAAUAAUAUACGUUUACAUACCCUGCACCGGUAUCAACAUAUUCAUCCAGAAGGAGCAUGAUGUAGACCAUUGAUCCAUGCAUGAAAAGCUUCAAUCAAAUGGUAAAAAGCUUGAACAUCUCCCAUACGUUCCCGUGUGGGUCCAACCGGGCUCCUAAGCAGCCAUGAAGCCCAAAAAUGAGAACAGCUGUCAAGGGUUAAUAAAGCGUGUAUGUCAAAUGUUAUUACCAUUAACAAGAAUUCAUAUUGAACAUCUUCGUGAAGCUAUAGUACGUUCUGAUCAAUACGAUGUUGAUUAUGGAAUAUCUGAUGAAGAAGAUGAACUUUUAAACAUAAAUGAGUUCAAUCCUACAUCAGAUUAA